UCGAUUUGGAACACUUUUGACAAUUAUUCAGAAUAUUUGCUAUCACUACUCUUGCACGUACGUUUUAGGUGACCUUUUUGGGAAAUAUAAUAUACUAGUGAAGGGAUACACGGAAUUAUAAAGUUGUCAUGAAUGUCAACAGACUGGUUGUGUUGCUUAUAUCUAUGGUGACCUUAAUCAACGCCGAAACAUGUUACUUUAACGCUUGCCAGGAAACAGGAAAGUUGAAUACUAAAUGUCUGUUCACUAUAGCAUGCAAAACAGAAGGAAAAUUUGCGAAAUGCAAUAUAUCUGGAUUGGCAUUCAACAAGAUACCUCCGUUGAAGGAAGGGUCAUCAUGCAUAGCGCCAGCCAUGGUUCCCGGAUUUAAAGAUUACUGUUAUAAUUUACUUAACAACUUCAACUCGUCGCAACCUGCACCAGCCAAUGUGCAAAACGACGAUGGAGAAGAUGACACUACUACAGGAAUAAUACGGGAAAGCAAGACACUAGUAGAUAGUGGCAACUGUUUUGGCACAACAAUACUCGUCUCCAUAGCGAUUGGUUGUUUUCUGGCAGGAGGUUUCAUCAUGUGGAUAAUAAUGUUCUGUUGUAAACUAUGCAAAUGCUGUGUAUCACGACAAAAAGAGGCAGUUAUUGUAAAUGGUGGACAUGGCAGUUCAAAUUGGAACCAUCAGAUCCACGACAGACCCAUCGGAUCAACAAGCUCAGCUCAGUUAUUAGGAAACGCCUCUGUCGAAUCAAUGAGUACAAACAACACACUUUUAUCUAAUGGUGACAGCCCGCCCUUUCAUGAUGUUGCAACACUUGGCCGUUCGACAGGAUCAUCAUUUACAGACUUUCAAACAUCCCAGAAUAGAUUUGAAGGCCAGCGGUAUAGACAUAUCCGCUCACCAUCAGACGCCUGGGCAGAAAAAAAGAACGCAUUUUUACCCAACACAAGGGCGCAGUCUGCACAAUGGAACGUUCCCAGACAAUCUACCUUGCCAAAUAUCCCCUCCCAGACAUCUGCAUGGGCUAGAACUGGUGGAGCGACUUUACCAAAUUCUCAGUCAUCUUCGGUUCCAUGGAAUACCCAAGGACUAUCUGGUUUUAUGACAGAACAUUCUAGUUCUGCACCUUGGUUAGACACAAUUUAUAGCCCUGCUAGCGAAAGUUCUUCCCGAGACUACCAAAGUAUACAAGGAGGUUCUGAUAACCCGUACGCACCCUGCAGCGAAAGCAGUAGUGAUUAUUCAGCUCCUCAUAGGGUAAUGAUAAUACGUGAUGGAGAGAUAUACCAAGCCAGUAGUGAAAGCAGCGGGAGCAACAAUGAUUACACAAGUCUCAAAGGACAACGUUUCAGCCGACUUAACGAUGCUAUUUACUACCCUACGAGCGAAGGUUCAAAUAAAGAUUAUGCAAGUCUUCUUAACGAAAGAGAUGCAAAUGAGGCGACAGAACACGUAUCUGAUGGCACAAGUUUGAUUAAAAAGAAGGAAAGUGAAGACAGUUUUAGUAACAAAUCAUUUAAUGUGAGCGGGCUGACAUUUCCUGUGCAAGCAAGCUGUAGGUCUAACUUAGGGUGGACAUCCAACCUGGAGGAGAUUCAUGAAUAUGAGACGGUGGACGCAACACGAAAAGAUGGAGAUGGGAAUGCUUGUAAUCUAGAAGGUGAUGUUGCUACCAUAGCAGAUAUGUGUGACGUCAAUCACAACACCGAAACGUCGAUACAACCGCAUGAAUACUUUAAAUUAGAGCCGUUCCAAUCUGAAAAUAUAUGAUAUGUUAGUCAUGUGAAUUUGAAACACACUAUAUAUAAAUUUGUUGAAAAUA
This is a messenger RNA of Ruditapes philippinarum (Manila clam), 1815 nucleotides long. RefSeq lists its product as uncharacterized. The record is from RefSeq and is a predicted model, not a curated record. The coding region runs from base 129 to 1763 and encodes 544 amino acids. NCBI's taxonomy places the organism in Eukaryota, Metazoa, Mollusca, Bivalvia, Venerida, Veneridae. The transcript has 10 exons.